This is a messenger RNA of Cavenderia fasciculata, 3027 nucleotides long. RefSeq lists its product as uncharacterized. Bases 1 to 3027 code for a protein of 1008 amino acids. Lineage: Eukaryota; Evosea; Eumycetozoa; Acytosteliales; Cavenderiaceae. The transcript has 2 exons. The record is from RefSeq and is a predicted model, not a curated record.
AUGUCAUUCAAACUCUAUGUUUGUUUUGUUUUAUUAAUAUGUCAUAUGAUGAUGAUGAUUGAUUUAUCACAAUCACAAAUAGAAUAUGAUUUUGAUGUAUCAACAGCAACACCUAUAGGAAUAAACCAAGUUUAUCAACAUAAAGUAAACUUUUUCCCAGAGAUCAUUGAAUCACCAGUCUAUACAUACUUUCCAGCACCACAAUUCAAUCCAAUCUACAGCAAACAUACAUUGAUCAAAGACAAUAGUAGAUGGGCACCUGAUCUCAAUCCAUCUGAUUGGUCUCCUCCAAUCAACCUCACCAAUACACUUUCAUUGUCGUUGAUCAUUCCAGCGGGUAUGACACUUAUAAGUUCAUCGUUUUCAUUAUCCAACAAACUAAGACACACAUUUGUUGUUCAUGGUGUAUUUAAAACCAAUCCAGCAGAAAAUGUCACACUUUCUCUCUAUGAAAUGGUGAUCUAUCCAACUGGUACACUACAAGUACGUCCAUCAAGUCCAUCUAUCAAGCAUGAAAUAACACUUCAGGCAAGUCACUACCAACCAGGCAGUCAAAAUCCAGUGUCAUCGAUCGCUCUUUUUGACCCUUUUGGAUGUCUAUCGUUUUUAUGUCUGGGAUGUACUAUAGACAUUCAAGGUGAUACUUCACCUCCAUCUUGGAUCGGUGUAAAGGGUGAUACAAAUACUAGCACAGUAGCAGUACCACUAUUAAACGAUGCCAGUGGAUACAAGAAUGGUACACCAUUGGUUCGUAUCAACAGACCUAUAGAGAAUGGUGUCAAUGAUAUAGCUCUUUCAUCGGCAUCAAACGUAACAGCCAACUAUGACAAUACCACAAAGACCAUUACCAUUCCAUCAAGUAGAAGUACCGGUUAUGUCAAUCUCUAUCCAUCUGCCAAGAAUGUAAUCUUUUCAUCUACGAGUAAUGCACCAAUAGUCAUUACUGGUCCUGCCAAUGUAAACUUUAAAUCUGCCCUAUUUAGAGGAAUCGGUUGGACAAGUAACAAUCCAUUUGACAAUACCAAACAGUCCAAUACCACAUUGAACUACAAUCAUUAUGGAUGGAAUCAAGAGGAUCGUUACGGUAUUACUCUGCUUCACGUUCUCAAUCCAGUGGUUAUUGAUAAUUGUAUUUUUGAUGACACUGGCAGUAGCACUAGAUUUAUGAUUGGAGCAAAGAGAUCGUUUGGAAAGAUCACCAACAAUGCUUUCCUACUCACUACACACACUAGCUCUGGUAUCGGUCUUUUGUACGGUACUGAAAGCUUUGACAUUCAAAACAAUGGUUUCAUUAGUCUUUGGAACCAAACCACCUUUACCAGUGACCUAUGGACACCACCCGUUAGAAAUACCUCCUAUCCAGAUAUUGGUUGUAUCAACUGUGCCAUCUACUCGACAUCACCCUAUUUUGUUGAUGGUUUGAAGCAAUGCGCUUUCGAAGGAGGAUUCCUUGGUGGUGCUGUCUUGUUGGAACCACUUCAAAAUCGAUCAGCAUUGACAGGUGUAAAUGUAGAUCUAUUGGUAGGAAACCUUGCCGGUCAAACACAAGACAAUAGAGACAACUACCAAUUAAAUGCACAAUGGCAACCACUCCUUGCUAAUGGGCUUGUCGACAACCUGUUUACCUAUUAUUCUGAUGUCCGUGUCAAUUAUUCUUCGCAACCUGCCCUAGUCCUCCAACAGAGAUCAUCAACUUUUGUUCGUGUCCAAUCGACUGCACCAUCACAAGAGUCAUUGUACAAUGUUCAUUUAUCCUUUGACAACUGUAAUUUUAUUUCAUUUAUGCAAGAGGCUCCAUACUCUGCUUCUUGUACUUCACCAAUUUUCAAAGGAUCCUAUGUUGGAGUGUCCAUUAAAAACUCGACUGUCAACAAGGUAACUGGACUCUUUGACAAGGUGCAGUCAGGUGAUAUCGGUUACUUGGGUAUGACCAAUGUUAUUAUGCAAGGCAACAUAUUUCCAACAGAAUUUGUAUCUACCAUCAUUCCAUUGUCAUUCUAUGACGAUGUGACUAUUGCAAGUGUUUUUUUGGUACAGAGACUCCCCAUCACAACAGUCUACACUCCAAGACCAAUCGUCAUCAGUACAGGUGGUAACAUUACACUACACCAAACUUUUCUCCCAAUCCCAACCACCUCGUCGUUUCAAUUUAAUCGAUCCAUUUUCCUCGACGAUCAAUUAUUUUUCCAACUCAAUGGUUCAACGGAAUUGAUCUCCUCGGCCGAGGAUGAGUUAAUGUUUUCCUCAACGUCACCAGGAUUCCAUAAAGUGUUGGCAACCAACAACCCAACCAAUUCCGAUGGUAUUUAUAUCACACCUAAAUCCUAUACAUCUGUAUAUACUACGGCUUUGAUUAAAAGUGCACAUCCCUCCAACUUUUAUUUGGGAAUUGCACUUGUAGAAUCAGAUACACCAGUGUCUCUUGAAGGAUUCAACGGAAGAUGGACUAAAUGUCAACAUCUCCCAGAUGUUUGCACAUUGACUGGUGGUGCAUUUGGUUCUUUGGUCACUACCCCAACAUCAAUGACCAACAGUAGUGAUGGUACCACAACCAAUGACAGUGACUUAAUAGAGAUUUUGUCGUCCUAUUAUUCGACGACACAAGAAUUUGACUCUGUAUCUAGAUUGGAGAUCAUGUUGAAGCCUGGUGAAUACACAUUCUACCUCUACUUUGUCAAUUCGCAUGAUGUCCUCUCUUCAAAUGCCUCCUCUUCUCAACCAUUUUUCCAAGUAAAGAUGAAUGGUCAAUUACAACUUGGAUUGCCCAUGAUCUAUCAAACACCUCCAUCCCAACAAUUUUUAGUAACAAACCAAUACUAUUUCAAUAAUUACAACAGUAGCACAUUCCCUUUGGUAGUGGAAUGGGGAUAUACACAAUCCCACAAUAUUUCACUUGCUGGUAUCGAAAUUUUCUCAAAUUGGACUCAACCUUUUGAAAUCGUAUCCCAAGGAAAUUAUUCAGUUAUUACAAACAUUUAUUUAUUAUCAAUCCUCAUUAUCAUUUGUAUUAUUACUAUUCAAUUUUAA